AUGAAAGAGUUGAGCUCCAAUCCAAAAUUCAUUUUUGAAAAUGCCACCAGGACUGACAUUUGUCAAGGAGCGCUUGGUGACUGCUGGCUCCUCGCAGCAAUCGCUUCCUUGACCCUCAACAAACAGGUUUUGACUCGGGUUGUACCCCACGACCAGAGCUUUGACAAGAACUACGCAGGCAUCUUUCACUUCGAGUUCUGGCAGUUUGGUGAGUGGGUGGAUGUGGUGGUCGAUGACCGUUUGCCCACCAAAGAUGGAAAGCUGCUGUUUGUUCACUCAGAGGAGGGAUCCGAGUUUUGGAGCGCACUGCUGGAGAAGGCAUAUGCCAAGUUGAAUGGAUGCUACGAGGCUCUCUCUGGAGGCAGUACCAUUGAGGGUUUCGAGGAUUUCACUGGAGGCAUUUCUGAGAGGCAUGACCUGACAAAGGCGGAUCCCCAUCUCUUCAAAAUCAUUAAGAAGGCUCUGGAGAGAGGAUCCCUUCUGGGAUGCUCCAUUGAUAUCACUAGCGCGAGUGAUUCAGAAGCUGUCACUUAUCGCAAGCUGGUGAAGGGUCAUGCCUAUUCAUUGACGGGAGCAGACCAGGUUGAAUACAACGGUGACGUGGUGCAGUUGGUCAGGAUUAGAAACCCAUGGGGUCAGGUUGAGUGGAAUGGAGACUGGAGUGACAACUCUCGCAAUUGGAGAUAUGUGAGUGAUGAGGAUCGGAAGAGGCUGACCAACCAUUGUGAGGAUGGGGAAUUCUGGAUGUCAUUUCCUGACUUUCUGCGCCAAUAUUCUCGCCUUGAAAUAUGCAACCUCACCCCUGAUGUCCUCACAGACGACUACAAGAAAUGGGCAGAGUCCGAGUUUGAAGACACAUGGAGGAUGGACGUGUCAGCUGGUGGCUGCAGAAACUAUCCAAAUUCCUUCUGGAUGAAUCCUCAGUGUGUCAUAAAGCUGGAUGAGGUGGAUGAUGACCCUGAUGAUGGCGAGGAGGGUUGCACCUUCAUCGUGGGCUUGAUGCAGAAGAACAAGCGUAGUAGGAGAAAAAUGGGGGAAGACAUGGAGACCAUUGGUUUUGCCAUCUACGAGCUGCCUGAGGAGUACUAUGGCAAAAGGCAGGUGCAUCUGAAGAAGAACUUCUUCAAGUACAAUGCCUCAGCAGCGCGCUCUGAGACCUUCAUCAACCUGCGGGAAGUGUGCAGCCGCUUCAGUCUUCCCCCUGGAGAGUACCUCAUCAUCCCCUCCACCUUCGAGCCCAACAAGAAUGGAGACUUCUAUGUGCGAGUGUUCUCUGAGAAACAGGCUGAUUUCCAGGAGAUUGACGAUCCUGUGGACUGCCAUGUUCAGGAGAUUAAUGUUGAUGAAGAUGACAUCAGUGACCAUUUCAAGAAACUGUUUGGUCAGCUUGCCGGACACGAUGUGGAGAUUUCUGUGUUCGAGCUGCAGAAAAUCCUCAACAGAGUGGUGAUGAGGAGAGAUGACAUCAAAACCGAUGGAUUCAGUCUGACAACUUGCCGCAACAUGGUCAACCUGCUGGAUAAAGAUGGAAGCGGCAAGCUAGGAUUGGUAGAAUUUAAGAUCCUAUGGUCAAAGAUUGAGAAAUUCCUGGAUCUUUACAAAGGCAAAGACGUAGACCAAAGUGGCUGUAUGAGUUCCUCUGAGAUGCGGGUGGCUGUUGAUGAAGCAGGAUUCUCUCUCAACAACCCUCUGCAUCAGAUUAUUGUGGCCCGUUACAGUGAUGCAGACCACUCCAUCGACUUUGACAAUUUUGUCUGCUGCCUGAUUCGCUUGGAGUCGCUCUUCAAGACCUUCAAGACCCUGGAUAAGGACGGGUCAGGUCAUGUAGAGCUGGGUUUUCUUGAGUGGAUGAAUCUGGUGAUGUUGUAGAGGAGCCCUGACUGUUUACAGUUGAAGAAUCCACUUUUGUGCUGAUGAAUCAUCAUAUCUGUGUAUUUGCUGCAGGUUUUCUGGUGAAUGUCUUUUGCAAUGAAUGGACUUUAUAUUUGAGUGAAAACUAUUGCCGAUGGCCUGAGUAUCCAUAAACAAAAUAAUGCCACAGUCAAAUAAUAAUGUGUUUGAUUAGUAUUCAAUAAAAAA
This is a messenger RNA of Paralichthys olivaceus (Japanese flounder), 2079 nucleotides long. Lineage: Eukaryota; Metazoa; Chordata; Actinopteri; Pleuronectiformes; Paralichthyidae. The record is from RefSeq and is a predicted model, not a curated record.